Messenger RNA from Caenorhabditis elegans, 1865 nucleotides. RefSeq names its product NARG2_C domain-containing protein (gene C55A6.10). The record is from RefSeq and is marked reviewed. Bases 15 to 1664 code for a protein of 549 amino acids. The transcript is spliced from 9 exons. NCBI's taxonomy places the organism in Eukaryota, Metazoa, Nematoda, Chromadorea, Rhabditida, Rhabditidae.
AUUUCAGUUUCUUAAUGCCAGAUGUUUCCGUUGGAGAUGAGACUCGAAAUUCCACUCUUCCCACGGUUUGCGAGUUUGUAAUAAACACACCGGAAUAUUGCGCAGAUAAAGAUGUACGCAUUCAAGUUCCUAUACCGCUUCCAGAAUAUUCUUAUCUCGAGGAUUGGGUCGGCAAACUGCGUGCUCAGCCGUCGGGAAAAUUUUUGGAUUAUGAAGGUGCGAAAGAAGCGCUUCGUAAAUUUAUAUACUCUGAAACAAUCAAUCAUCAAAACCGACGAACGAUUUCAAAUAUAGAAUGCGCUGUCAAAAAGAAACGCGAAAUGGGUAUGCCAUUGUUUCAACCUUCACGGAAUAGAAGACUUCUUGAACCUAGAAGAAAACCUGUAGUUCCGUUUGAAGAAAAGUUUACAUACGUUGUUGAGCAAAGCUCAAGUGAGAAUUUGCUCACUUUGAUGAGGAUGGAAGUGUUCAUGAAGAAACAGAUGACAGAUAUGAUCAGAGCGAGAAAUUGGGAAGUGGAUCAGUUGUCAAAGCAGUGCGAGAAGCUUGUUGCAGAAACUGGAGACCCGGACAUGCAUCCACACAAAAUCAGCAUGCUCAAUGAGAAACUUCGGCAGGUACAUACAACAUAUUCCUUUCAAGUUGCGGAUCUUUCUGAUACUCAAAAAUCCAAAUAUCGAAAAGCUGUGGAUUCUCUGUAUUCUCGUGGAAGUAUUCCUGCUGAAUUACUGGACGAUGUGAUUCUUGAUGAACACGCAAUCCCUCGUCCUGUCGCAACAACAACUGGAGGAUAUGCGGAUGGGGUUAACGAGAGUUUCACGAUUUAUAUCGCUAUAGGAUCGCAACUCAAAUCAAUGCACAAUGUAUGUCUGGUGACUGUCGAUCGACUCACAGACCUCUGUCAAACACUGGAAGGCGAUUGGACCACUUCGAGUCGAUUGGAAAUGGCUACGAAAUUAUACAGCAGAAAUUUGAGUGGGACGACGCUUCUGGUUCCACGUGAUCCGAUGAUGCAUAUCAAUUCUUCAUCGGACUUUUUCAAAAUUUGUGAACAGUCGACAGAUUUACAUUUUGAUAGUCUUGCGGAGCAAUUAAAGAAAACCUUAGCAGCGAAUCGUGAACGGAAUUCCUGGAAAGCAGAUAAAAUCGACGAAGAAACUUCAAAAUUAAUUGCCGAAGGAAAGACACCUCCAGAACAGUUGGUUCCUUCCAGUGCACUUCGUCAGGAUCCAACCUGCACUGUGGGCGACGUGUAUAUAACAAGACACUCGAAUUUGCAUAAAGUACAGAUAGUUUAUCAUCUUGUUGUCGACGAAACACUUCAAUCUCUGGAAAUAAACAGUCGUCAUCCAUGCCUUGCUGGUGUUCGGAAUAUUAUUCGAACUGCGGCUCGAUACAACACGAGCACAAUUCAUAUUCCUCUUCUUUUGAUUGAUAGGCCGGAUGAGAGCACCACUAUUGCAUGGUGUCUAAAGCGAGCAGAGAUGCUAUUCAAGUGCGUCAAAGGAUAUCUGAUGGAGGUGUGCAGUGGAAUGGACGUCGAAUCUCUUCCCCACUACAAUGUACAUUUUGUUCUACCAUCUGGCCUGUCACCUACGAUUUAUACUGCUAUAACCAACAUGUUUCCAUCGAUCUUCCAUCUGGUGCCUGGAGUAUCCUCCUGAUUUUUCCGCAUUUUUUUAACGCACGUUGUUUGUACAGUCCAAGAGAAAGUGCAUGCGAUGCUAUUUUUUCUAUUUGCUGCCUUCAUUCCCUUCAGUUUCUUGUCAUAAUGAUUGUGAUUCGACUGCUCUAAAUAUACCAUAUCAACAGUUUUUUUCCACUUUCCCAUUUCUCUCACUUUUGCAUAAAUUAUUCGUAUUCAU